GCUGCUGAGGGGUAUUGUUACCCUUCGCCUCGGAGGGCCAGGCGAGUGGGAGCUGGGAUCUUGUGCGCAGGCGUCCCCCGUGUCCCGACGCCCGGCUGUCUGUGCGGGGUGGGGCAGGGGCCGGUGCCCUGCAGAUCUCCCGCUGGAGAUGGAGCUUCCCGGGAUGCUGCGGGAACAGGUUCCCGAUCUGCAUCCUGGCGGGAUGAGCCGAGGAGCUGCUGCCCUGCUGGAUGGAGGCGAGUAGCUCUCUCGCCCCUGUCCUGGGUCCUUCUGAACGAGGAGGUUUGGUUUCAUCAGAGCAAGGCCACAGCGGUCUGGAUUCGGGAUCCCGCGGCCGACUACAGGGGUGGAGUCAGCGUUUAGGAAUGCCCUAACUUGUUAGACAAAAGUGUUUAGUAGGCAUUUAUUGAAUGCCCACUUCUUCCAGGCUUCGUGCGAGGAGUUGUGAGAUGCGGUGGUAAGAGACAGUCGUCCCAUCUUCCCUCCCUGGGGACCGACGACUUUGCACAUAACAACAGAAAUAAAUAAGGCAGUGUGUUAAGGGGGCUUGGAGGUUAGGUUUUUUUUUUUGUUUGUUGGUUUUGUUUUCCUAAAGUGCCGUUCACUAUGGUGAGUCUCUGUCCUAGCUUAGUGGAGGAUACUGUAGGAGCCACAUUUUGGUUCUUUAAUUUGGAGGAAAUUUUUAGGUUAAAGACUCAGCAAGGUCCUGUCCUUAAGUUAAUAAAACAAAGUUGUCACUUUCAAGGCUUGAAACAAACAUCUUUCCACAGUGCAUUCUUGUACUGUUGCGUUGUACUAGGACGUUAAGCAAAUUCUGUGCCUUAAGCAUUCGUGAUCCGUCUUUGUAUGAGAUGUUGUUCUUUAGAUUAUUUUAAAAGGUGGACCAGGCACUUCACUGUUUACUAGAGAUUUUUGUUUUCAUUGCCAAAAAGUCUCGUGGUUGGCAGUAAACUAAAGUUGGGGAGAGGGAGAGGACAGAUGGACAAAGGAGAGAGACUUUAGAGAAAAGCCCCUAAACGAAAGGAAGGCCUUCUGCUGCUCGUUUUAACCCUUGUGAAAUCUCAGCUGAAAUCUCAGCAAGCUUGGGAAGACAGACAGACCUGGCCCCCUGCCGCAGACUUGGUGACCUGCCAGGACAAUGGAUUUUCCUGGUCACUUUGAGCAGAUUUUUCAGCAGUUGAACUACCAGAGACUUCAUGGCCAGCUCUGUGACUGUGUCAUUGUAGUGGGGAACAGGCAUUUCAAAGCCCACCGCUCCGUGCUGGCAGCAUGCAGCACGCAUUUCCGAGCUCUGUUCUCUGUGGCAGAGGGAGAUCAAACCAUGAACAUGAUCCAGCUGGAUAGUGAGGUGGUGACAGCAGAGGCCUUUGCUGCGCUGAUUGACAUGAUGUACACCUCCACCCUCAUGCUAGGGGAGAGCAACGUUAUGGAUGUCUUAUUGGCAGCCUCUCACCUGCAUCUGAACUCGGUUGUUAAGGCGUGUAAACAUUACCUGACAACAAGGACGCUGCCCAUGUCUCCCCGCAGUGAGCGUGUUCAGGAGCAGAGUGCUCGCAUGCAGCGCUCUUUCAUGCUGCAGCAGCUGGGACUGAGCAUUGUGAGCUCAGCCCUCGGUUCCAGCCAGAGUAGCGAGGAGCCUCCAGCCCCCAUGAGCUCAUCCAUGCGCAGCAACCUGGACCAGCGGACACCCUUCCCCAUGAGACGCCUUCACAAGCGCAAGCAGUCUGUAGAGGAGCGGGCCCGGCAGCGCCUGCGCUCCUCCUUGGAUGAGGCUGCCAUUUCAGAUGUUACUCCAGAGAGCGGGCCUUCGGGCAUUCAUUCCCGGGAGGAGUUCUUUUCGCCAGACUCUCUGAAAAUUGUGGACAAUCCUAAACCUGAUGGGAUGGCUGACAACCAGGAAGACAGUGCUAUGCUGUUUGAUCGGCCUUUUGGUGCCCAAGAAGAUGCCCAGGUGCCCAGCCAGUCAGACGGCAGUGCUGGCAGCAUGGCCUCUCGUGCAACUCAGGUUGAAACUAGUUUUGAACAAGAAGCUGUAGCCGAGAAAGGCAGUUUCCAGUGUGAAAACCCUGAGGUCGGCCUCGGGGAGAAGGAGCACAUGAGAGUGGUGGUCAAGUCCGAGCCCCUGAGCUCUCCCGAGCCUCAGGACGAAGUGAGCGACGUGACCUCCCAAGCAGAGGGCAGCGAGUCUGUGGAAGUGGAAGGUGUGGUGGUCAGUGCCGAGAAGAUAGACCUCAGCCCUGAAAGCAGUGACCGGAGCUUUUCGGAUCCCCAGUCCAGUACGGACAGGGUUGGGGACAUCCACAUCUUAGAAGUCACAAAUAAUCUAGAACAUAAGACCUCUUUCAGCAUUUCAAAUUUUCUCAACAAAAGCAGGGGGAGUAACUUUAGCUCAGGUCAGAGCACCGAUGAAAACAUCCCAAAUACCACCAGUGACUGCCGGCUGGAGGGGGAGGCCCCUUACUUGUUGAGCCCAGACGCCGGGCCUGCAGGUGGGCCUUCCUCGGCCCCGGGUUCCCAUGUGGAGAACCCAUUCAGUGAGCCUGCAGACUCCCAUUUUGUCAGGCCUAUGCAGGAGGUGAUGGGCCUGCCGUGUGUGCAGACCUCAGGCUACCAAGGAGAACAAUUUGGGAUGGACUUUUCCAGGUCUGGCUUGGGUCUCCACUCUUCCUUCUCCAGGGGAAUGGUGGGUUCCUCAAGAGGAGGAGGCAGUAACUUUCCAUACUACCGACGCAUAGCUCCCAAAAUGCCAGUCGUAACUUCUGUCCGGAGCUCACAGAUCCCUGAAAACCCUGCCAGUUCCCAGCUGAUGAUAAACGGGGCCACUUCAUUUGAAAACAGCCACCCUUCCCAGCCUGGCCCUCCGCAGCUGACCAGGGCCUCUGCGGACGUCUUGUCAAAGUGUAAGAAGGCCUUAUCAGAGCACAAUGUCUUGGUGGUGGAGGGGGCUCGCAAGUACGCCUGCAAAAUCUGCUGUAAAACCUUUCUGACUUUGACAGACUGCAAGAAGCACAUCCGAGUUCACACGGGCGAAAAGCCGUACGCCUGCCUCAAGUGUGGCAAGCGGUUCAGUCAGUCCAGCCACCUGUACAAACACUCGAAGACCACCUGCCUGCGCUGGCAGAGCAGCAACCUCCCCAGCACGCUGCUCUAACCACCUCUGCUCGUGAGGCGUACACAGGCCAGGUCUGGACUGAAAUUAAAGUCGCUGUUGGCAGGCCGCUAAUGCCACUGGACGUGAGGCCUCAGCUGGCUGGCGGCUCUUUGAAUUUCAGCCAGUAGGAAGCAGAGACCUGUUCGGUGUCACGCUUACACAGCAGCACUCCUGAGGGAGGUGUGUACUAGUGAAAGCGACUGGAACCACGUCCCUGCUUAGGGUUGAGGAGUGCAGUUUGUCACUGAUGGUGUGUCACGUUUAGAAAUGGAAGCGCUUGAAAAACAUUUUAACACUAUUUUAAAGCCCUGUGAAGCAUUUAAUUAAACUUCCUACACCCUCUGAUGGGAAUAUCCCAUCCCUGUAUAGCAGUGCAAAACAUACUUACAUGUAACCAGGUAACUCGGUGCUGUCUGAAAAGAAAGGGACCCUGGAGAACAAGGCUGUCUGCCACAAAUGCUUUAAAAUGGAUCCUGAGCUCGUCCUAGGCCUCAGAAAAGACUGAAUUUUUUUUUAUCUGAGUUGCAGUCACCGACACUGCCCUCUGAUGGUGCUGACUGGUCCAGGGAACGCACCCUUGGACUAACAGGUGUAUAUACUUUUGAAUCAUCUCUGUGGAAUAGGUGUUAUUUUAUUUUUUCCGAUUUUCAAAACAAAAUUGUAAGUGGAGUGUGUACUUGUAGGGGUGAUGGUGGGUGUUUGUGUGUGCUGUGUUAGCAGUGUUCUCAACGACGUACUUCUGAUGCCGUAGUUCUGUUUGAAGUCAGCAGGAAGCUAGUGUCUCUUGUCCUUCUGGUAAUAUGGAGUCCUGUGUUUGUGGGGUUCAUGGUACAUAUGCCUUUCACUCCAUCCAGUCUGGCUGGCCCUGCCACCUGAGAUCAGCUACUCUGCUUUGUUAGUUCUCACCCCCAAGCCCCACAGAACCUCUCUCUGGGCAGAACCAGCUGAACUAACCACAGCAACCACGGUUCCACGACCUCGGCUGUCAUGGGGUCGCUCCUUUAACAGUCAGCGUCUAGUUACUAGAAACCUAAAUCUGGUAGUGUUCACGGCUCAGUCUUUCCCAGGCUUUGGGAGAGUUAGGCAGCCACAGCAUAGAACUCACCAGAAACAUCCAAGGCUCUUGGAGAAGCAUUCGGUUCUUUGUCCGGGAUCUCUGUGUCCUCCCUCUGCCUUGCUGGCAGGGCCGCUGCUCCCGGUGUGCACCCCGGGAACAGCACAGGGCCGUGCGUAUCUGUAGCUCGUUAUUUCAUUCGUGGACAAGAAUUCUUAUUCUUUCAUACAUCUUUCUUCAGAGACACCAAACCAUUGUGCAUAAUUCAGAGAGAUUCAGUUCUUAGGAGCAGAAAGCUCCACAUUUCUAUAUUUCCUAAGCAAUGAAUGUGCGCCUCCUCUUUAAGCUAGUGUGACCGUGAGUCUGUGGGUAGACCUGUAAUGUUGAGAGGGCACGCCAUCUGAACUGAGUCCCAGGGAGGAAAGGCCCUGUGGAAACCUGGGCCCUCCUUCUAAGCAGGUGUGUGGGAAAGAGACCAUUAGAGACAAUGGCGUCCCUUGAGAGACUGCUGUGCGCUUAUUGUCAGCAGACCUGUUGAGACACGAUGGGGGUGGGUCUCUAUAUCCACCAUCAUAAUGUAGGGACCAGUGGGAGUCGUGGGUCAGCAUGGAGAACCAGAGAUGCCCUGCUGGGCGAGGAGCCAGUGUCACAGGCAGAGAGUGGCGGUCAUUCCUCCUAUCUUAAGGAUGUGCGUGGAGCCUACCCCUCACCUCAGCUUGGAUAUAAAUGGACUUUGCUUUGGGGCCCGCCUCUCCACUGCUGGAUGGACCUGGAAUCUCAUCUACCUCGUAGUCAGUCUCUACGUGUGAGAAGCAAGCUUGCAGUGUCCUCCUACACGCUGUAGCACUUCAAGAUUCCCAAGGGGCCCUGGGAAGCUAGACCCAGGGUUGCUGUGACCUGGAGUUCUGCUGGGAUUCUAACCGGUACUGGGGACCUGACUUUUGAUUUUUUUUUAGCCUUAAUUAUAGCCCGGCAUAAUCAUGUACAAUCUUCUGGAGAUGGUAUCAAGUGUAGAGCACCCUGUUGGUGCUAAUGCUGGUCAGAGCAGAUUUUGAAAUAAAGUAUUUGCCAUAU
Messenger RNA from Microtus ochrogaster (prairie vole), 5279 nucleotides. RefSeq names its product zinc finger and BTB domain containing 5 (gene Zbtb5). The record is from RefSeq and is a predicted model, not a curated record. NCBI's taxonomy places the organism in Eukaryota, Metazoa, Chordata, Mammalia, Rodentia, Cricetidae. Gene Ontology annotation, biological process: regulation of transcription by RNA polymerase II. Gene Ontology annotation, molecular function: RNA polymerase II cis-regulatory region sequence-specific DNA binding; protein binding; DNA-binding transcription factor activity, RNA polymerase II-specific.